Molecule: messenger RNA, 717 nt
Organism: Plasmodium cynomolgi strain B
Lineage: Eukaryota; Apicomplexa; Aconoidasida; Haemosporida; Plasmodiidae
Exons: 1
Source: RefSeq, a predicted model, not a curated record
GUUCAUUUACUGAUUACGAAAAUGUAUUGUCUUGCGAACCGCAAAAUGAUGAUAAAUCAUUCAGUAUUUAUUCGAGUGAAUGUAAAAAUUUUAAUGGAUUAGAUUUAUUAUCUAAUACAUGUAAAUCUUCUGAUGUAUGCAAUGCAGUUUCUAAAUUUUUAAAUAAAUUACAGGGAAAAAAUAAAGAUUCUUAUGCUGAAAAUGGAUUUAAAUAUAUGUACUAUUGGUUAUAUGUUGAUGUACUGAAAAGAGCUGUAAACCAUUAUGAUACGAUUAAAUUGUAUAAAGAACUUAUUGAUAAAUAUGAAGAACAAGGUUGGCACAUAAUUGAAAAAUGUAAAAAACAAUUAAACGAGAAAAAUUCCGAUAAUCUUAUAAAACUUUUUACUUUAUAUAAUGAUUUUAAUAAACUUAAUUCUAAAUCUGAUGACAAAUGUAAAUUUGCUAAAGAAUGCGCUGAUACAUAUAUGCGUUACAUAGGUGAAUCUCAUAUAUGUGAUGACAAAGAUUUUUGUAAUGAAUUAGAAAAUUUUAAAGACAAAUAUGAGCAUAAUAUGAAAAAUAUAUCAUGUUCCAAUGGUGCACCAAAAACAUUACCCACCACGAGGAAGAAUGAACUAUUAUUUACAAUCUCAGUGCCAAUUUUCGUAAUGUUACUGAUAUCUUUUAUUGGGAUUUUUUUAUAUAAAGUUAAUAUAAUAACAUUUUUAAAAAAAU